Molecule: messenger RNA, 949 nt
Organism: Triticum aestivum (bread wheat)
Lineage: Eukaryota; Viridiplantae; Streptophyta; Magnoliopsida; Poales; Poaceae
Product: sigma intracellular receptor 2
Exons: 2
Coding region: 174-668 (164 amino acids)
Cellular component (GO): endoplasmic reticulum
Source: RefSeq, a predicted model, not a curated record
UAGUUUAUAAUCCAAUACCUUGCGAUGACAUAGAUGAGUACAGUGAUUACGAAAGAAAAAAAAAUAGCUGGUUUCCUUUCAUUUUCCUUGGGCCAUUCCCGUUCUGAACUGGACUUGCAUAAAUAGAGAACAAAUAGUCAAUCCAAGGAGAAGCAACUCAAGAGUUGAACGCAAUGGGUGCCCUCUCGUGGGCGGCUGACGCGGUGGUGGUGAUCUACUCUCUCACCGUGGCCAUCACUGCACCGCUAGUCGUCGCACAGGGCAUCCUCCCGCGCCGCCUCUUCCCGGCGCCGCUUGUGGCCUUCAAGCUGUGGUACGCGGUGAAGUUCGACGACUACCUCACCGCCGAGCCACCGGCUUUCUUCCGCGGGCUUAACUGGCUGGAGCUCGUCUUCCAAUGGCCGCUCAACGUUGCCAACGUCUACGGCAUCCUUGCCGGCCGCCCAUGGGCCGCCACCACAUCCCUGAUGGCCGGCGUCUCUACCCUCACCUCCAUGGCUGCGAUACUUGGAGACAUUCUGGGAUCAGGGAGAGCGACCAAGAAAUUGCUUCUGGUCUAUGUCCCUUACGUUGCUUUCGCCGUCAUCGCGAUUCUUCGUGGGCUCGCCUCAGGCUCAAGAUCUCCAGCGGGUUCUCUUGCAUCUUAUGCUUGGAAGAAAAUCAUCUAGUACUUAUUUCUUUUGUUAUGCUGUACCCACAACCAUGUAACCAGGGAGGAGUUCGUGAUCAUCACAAUCUUCCUUGUACAAUGGAUUAGAGCAUUAUCAUAUUUCUCUUUACAUAUCCGCUUGGAAAAUUGUUUAGGUUUUGGCUGAAAUCAGUCGCGAGGACGGGCUCCUCGAAGACUACAGGCUACGCCAGUUGGUGUCGUUCGUUGCUGCCAAGGGAUUAACAUUAUGUGAAAUCCUUGUUUCACACCCUUCAUAUCUCCACUUCGUUUUUCUUUCAA